GCUCGACGCGCCUACAGCAACACGUUAAUCGAGGUUGCUGAGUGUGUUCACAACCCUCACAUCCUUCACAAUGGUUGGACCCGUAACGAAAACACCGGCAAAGCGAGCGCUCGCUGAAGCCUCAAGCAACCGCGUAAACGCAUCGCCGCGCUCCGCAAAGAAGCUCAAGAUCGAAAAUGGCGCCACGACAGGAGGGCCGCCGGUCAAGAAGGUCAAUAGAUCGUUCAACUCGAGCCAGCUGGGGCCGAGCCAGUUCGAAACCACGCUGGAACAGAUGACACAGGACAUCGAGGCUUUGAAGACGAAGAACACGGAGAAGGACCAGCAAUGGAAGCGACCGCCGCUGCCGGAAGGCUUCAGCGAGAUGACCUCGAAGGUCGUUUUCCAGCAGAUUGAAGCCGAAGAAAGCGUGCUGAACGGCGGAAAGCCGGCAGUCAAGUUGUUCGGUGUGACAGAGAACGGCCACUCAGUCCUCCUCCACGUCACCGGCUUCCUCCACUACUUCUACGUCGCCGCACCAAUCAACUUCCACAAGGAAGACUGCAAGCCAUACCAGACCUUCCUCGAGAGCGAGUGCCAGAAGCAGUUCAACCAGCACUCGGCCGUGAUCGCAUCCGUCCAGAUGUGUAUGCGCGAGAACAUCCUCCGCUUCCAAGGCAACCAGAAGAGCCCAUACCUCAAGAUCACAGUCAACGACCCCAAGAUGAUCAACCGCGUGCGGACCAUGGUACAAAAGGGCAAUGCCAACUACAAGAGGCUCUGGCCUGCGCGCGAGGAUGGCAUCUUAACCUUCGACAACAUCGCAUACGUUCUGCGGUUCAUGAUCGACACAAAAAUCGCGGGUAUGUCGUGGGUGGAGGCGCCCGCCGGAAAGUACAAGCUGUUGCAUCCGCGAGACCAGCACUCCAACUGCCAGAUUGAGGCACAGAUACAUUACUCUGAUCUGAUUGCGUAUCAGUCGGAAGGGGAAUGGGCCAAAUCCGCACCCCUCCGCAUCCUUUCCUUCGAUAUCGAAUGCGCUGGUCGCAAAGGUGUCUUCCCGGAGGCGAACGUUGACCCCGUCAUUCAGAUCGCCAACGUCGUCACAAGAAACGGUGAGGAGAAACCAUUCGUGCGCAAUGUGUUCUGCCUGGACACAGUCAAUUCUAUCGUGGCCACACAAAUCUUCUCCUUCGCCGACGAAGGCGACAUGCUGAUGAAGUGGCGAGACUUUGUCGAGGAGGUCGAUCCGGAUGUCAUCAUCGGAUACAACAUUGCCAACUUCGAUUUCCCAUAUCUGCUCGAUCGCGCCAAGCACCUGAAGCUUGCCAAGUUCCCUUACUGGACACGACUGAAGACAGUGCAGUCGAAGGUCGAGUCCUCAAAUUUCUCGAGCAAGCAGCUUGGUAGUCGCGAUACAAAGACAACCAACACCAAUGGCCGCAUCCAGCUCGAUCUGCUCCAGCUCAUCCAGCGCGACCACCAGCUGCGAAGUUACACGCUGAACUCUGUGUGUGCGCAUUUCCUGAAAGAACAGAAGGAGGACGUACAUCACAGCAUGAUCACAGAACUCUUCAACGGUGACUCCAAUUCUCGGCGACGACUAGCGGUGUACUGCUUGAAGGAUGCGUAUCUGCCGCAACGAUUGCUGGACAAGCUGAUGUGUCUGGUCAACUACACCGAGAUGGCCAGAGUCACGGGUGUGCCAUUCAACUACCUCCUGGCCAGAGGACAGCAAGUCAGGUUUAUCAGUCAGCUUUUCCGGAAAGCCCUGGACCAUCAGCUCAUCUGCCCGGACCUACCAAAUCAAGGUAGCAGCGAGGAUCAGUACGAAGGUGCAACCGUCAUCGAACCCAAGCGUGGAUACUACAAGCAGCCCGUCGCCACACUUGAUUUCGCUUCGCUGUAUCCCAGUAUCAUGCAAGCUCAUAAUCUUUGUUAUACGACAUGGCUUGAUAAAGCGACAGUGGAAAAGCUGAAGAUGAAGAAAGACGAGGAUUACAUCGUCACGCCGAAUGGUGACAUGUUCUGCACAGUCAAGACACGCAAGGGCCUCCUCUCACAGAUUCUCGAAGAACUACUCUCCGCCCGUAAAAAGGCCAAGAGAGAACUCGGUGUUGAGAAAGAUCCGUUCAAGAAGGCCGUAUUGAACGGUCGUCAGUUGGCUUUGAAGGUCAGCGCCAACUCAGUAUAUGGUCUCACCGGUGCCACGAACGGAAAGCUGCCCUGUCUGGCUAUCGCCAGUAGUACCACCAGUUUCGGUCGUCAGAUGAUCGAGAAGACCAAAGCCGAGGUCGAGGCGAAGUACACCAUUGCGAACGGCUACAGUCACGACGCAGAGGUCAUCUACGGUGACACGGAUUCCGUCAUGGUCAAGUUUGGUACGUCGGAAUUGGCGGAGGCCAUGAAGUUGGGCGAGGAGGCCGCCGACUACGUGUCUUCAAAGUUCAUCAAGCCCAUCAAGCUCGAGUUCGAAAAGGUCUACUUCCCUUAUCUGCUGAUCAACAAGAAGCGUUAUGCUGGACUCUACUGGACGAACCCCCACAAGUGGGACAAGAUGGACACGAAAGGUAUCGAAACUGUCCGUCGUGAUAAUUGUCGUCUUGUUCAGACCGUUAUUGAAACGUCGCUGCGCAUGCUGUUGAUUGAUCAAGAUCCAGAGGGUGCUCAAGAAUUCGUAAAAGACACCAUCUCGGAUCUGCUGCAGAACAAGGUCGACAUGUCCAAUCUUGUCAUCACCAAGGCUCUUACCAAGCAGGAAGACAAGUCAGGCAACGGUGGCUAUGCGAACAAGCAAGCCCACGUCGAGCUCGCCGAACGAAUGAAGAAGCGCGACGCAGGUUCAGCUCCCGCGCUGGGUGACCGUGUCGCAUAUGUCAUGGUCAAGGCUGCCAGCGGUUCGAAGAACUACGAGAAGUCGGAAGACCCCAUCUGGGUCCUUGAAAACAACUUGCCCAUCGACACUCGAUACUACCUGGAUAACCAGCUCGCGAAGCCACUGGGCAGAAUCUUCGAACCCAUCCUCGGUGAGAAGAAGGCCAACUCGCUGCUCCUGGGCGACCACACGCGCGCCAUCUCUGUCGCAGCGCCGACGGUGGGUGGACUCAUGAAGUUCGCAAAGAAGACACAGACAUGCAUGGGCUGCAAGAAACCGCUCACAGCUGCGCACGAGAAAGAAGGCGCUGUCUGUGAGAACUGUCGACCGCGUAUCGGCGAGCUGUACCAGAAGCAGCUCACCAAGGUCAGUGAGCUUGAGGUGCGCUUCUCGAGGCUUUGGACACAGUGUCAAAGGUGCCAGGGCAGUAUCCACUGCGAGGUAAUCUGUGCGAGUAGAGAUUGUCCGAUUUUCUACAUGCGCAUGAAGGCCAGGAAGGAUGUCGAGGAUGCCGGGAAAGAGAUGGUGAGGUUUGACAAGGAUGCCGCGCUCUGGUAGUGUGGGACGUUUAUGAGAGCGGAGCAUUGGCGUUUUAUUGCAGAUACCAUGACUGUGGAUUGUCGAUAGGAUACGACGCGUGUAGUCUAUAUCGCUUGUAAAAGAAGCGUACAUUCUCACUGCAUCAUCCGUCUGCAUGUUGACAGGUGCUGGUCCGUUCGCGAUCAUGUCCAAUUGCA
Molecule: messenger RNA, 3591 nt
Organism: Didymella exigua CBS 183.55
Lineage: Eukaryota; Fungi; Ascomycota; Dothideomycetes; Pleosporales; Didymellaceae
Product: DNA polymerase delta catalytic subunit
Exons: 3
Coding region: 71-3412 (1113 amino acids)
Biological process (GO): base-excision repair, gap-filling; nucleotide-excision repair, DNA gap filling; DNA replication proofreading
Cellular component (GO): delta DNA polymerase complex
Molecular function (GO): DNA-directed DNA polymerase activity; nucleotide binding; 3'-5'-DNA exonuclease activity
Source: RefSeq, a predicted model, not a curated record